AAAAGCUUUUUGUUGCUUUCUUUUGGGUCAUUCAUUCUCUCAGUAGUCGUGCUGAGGAGCUUAAAGGAAAGCUAAUUUUGCACUUCUUCAACGAUGGCAUCUCUGACCUCUUCCAGCCGCAGGUCGUCCUCGUCCUUCCACUCAUCGUCGCGUUACAGCACGUCCAGCUCCUUCAGGUCUGAGGGCUCACUGGGCGGAUCCUCAUCUGAUUCUCUGGAUCCACUUUUUGAGCCGUUUCUUGACUCUGCUGAUUACUCCGGUCUGUUUGCAGAGGAGGGCCCCGGAGGUCCAAACUGUUUGGCCCCCUUCAGCAGACACAGCCGAUCCUCCUUCGGACAAUCUGUUCCUGCAGGUGGCGCUGUGACAGCCAGGGAGAGCAGUACAGGUGGCGGCGUGCGUUGCCUGGGGGACAGCUACUACAUGUCAGCUGAUGUCAGCCAGUUUGAGCCGCAUGACAUCGUGGUGAUGGCCUACAACCACCACGUCGUCAUUCACGCCCAGAAGAUCCUCGACGACGGAGGCGUCAGUGCCACGUUCACCCAUAAGUCCCUGUUCCCGGAGGAUAUGGACCCCUUGUCUGUCAGUGGAAACAUUCAUCCUGAUGGCACUCUGGUUGUGAGCGUCCGCCGGACAGCAGCGCUGGGUGAACCGGAGCCCCCGGCUGUCCCAAUCUAUCGCAGUGAAGCUCAUCUUUGAUCCCCCCUGUACUUCACUGUACAUCACCUCCUGAUGUUUAGUGACUGUCAGAUGAUGAAGUUGUGAUUUUUAAAUCUUAAAGUGAAGGAGAAGUUACCGCUGAAUGGAUGCUAACUGUUUGUCCUAAUAAUCAGUCCAGCAGACAGACUGCUUCUAUAUUUGUGGUUAAAAUGUUUGAUCCCGAGAGGAUGACUCCCAGUGAUGACAGUGAGCCCGGGCACCUCUGUCUGGUUAAAGUUUCCCUUUAUCAAGAUGGUUAAAGGGCGAGUGGCGACAACUGCAGGAACUUGAUUGUUUGCAAAAUGUAUAGAUGAUAACAUACGACACAUAUCGCUCCCCAUAUUCAUAAAAAUUGAAGAAGUCUUGUGCUGCUGAGAGACGGCUGCAACGUGUAUUUUUGUAUUUUACCAACGACUGUAUGAAACAUGGACGUAUAGUCUCAGUGACGUCACCCUUUGGUUUCUGAAGAGGCAAUUUUGUAGCCCAAAGAUAUCAGCUGCCAUGUUGGAAAUUCUGUCACAACCUUGGAGAGAAAG
Messenger RNA from Labrus mixtus (cuckoo wrasse), 1232 nucleotides. Its product is annotated as heat shock protein beta-7-like. The coding region runs from base 94 to 696 and encodes 200 amino acids. The record is from RefSeq and is a predicted model, not a curated record. NCBI's taxonomy places the organism in Eukaryota, Metazoa, Chordata, Actinopteri, Labriformes, Labridae. The transcript is spliced from 3 exons.